Molecule: messenger RNA, 5093 nt
Organism: Microtus ochrogaster (prairie vole)
Lineage: Eukaryota; Metazoa; Chordata; Mammalia; Rodentia; Cricetidae
Gene: Zbtb11
Product: zinc finger and BTB domain containing 11
Biological process (GO): regulation of transcription by RNA polymerase II
Cellular component (GO): nucleus
Molecular function (GO): RNA polymerase II transcription regulatory region sequence-specific DNA binding; DNA-binding transcription factor activity, RNA polymerase II-specific; protein binding
Source: RefSeq, a predicted model, not a curated record
ACGUCACUCCUCCGGCUCCCUCAGGGCCAGAAACCGAGAGCGAUCCAAUCGGGCCCCAGGCCACGCCCCCGCGCGCGUCACUUCCGGUGGUGCAGCAGCCAUUUUGUCAGUGGCCAGCGGAUCCCGCGCGCUGCAGAAGUGCAGUUCCCCCUGGUUACCGAGUAGUCGGUUCUCUCUUGGAGCUGCGGGCGCCCUCGGGGAGCGCCCACCACAGGCGUGGGCGUUGCUCCUUGCGCUGUCGCCACUGCCGUUGCAUCUGGACGGAGCCGGAGCGCUGUCUGCCUUUUCCGGCCGCUGACAGGCGCCCUCAGGGCGCUGCCAUCGGCGAUGUCAAGCGAGGAAAGCUAUCGGGCCAUCCUGCGCUAUCUGACGAACGAAAGGGAGCCGUACGCGCCGGGCACCGAGGGCAAUGUCAAGAGGAAAAUCCGCAAGGCCGCCGCCUGCUACGUGGUGCGCGGCGGGACCCUGUACUACCAGCGGCGGCAGCGGCACCGCAAGACCUUUGCGGAGCUGGAGGUCGUGCUGCAGCCGGAGCGGCGCCAGGGCCUCAUAGAGGCGGCCCACCUGGGCCCCGGGGGCACUCACCACACCCGGCAUCAGACCUGGCACGACCUGUCGAAGACGUACUGGUGGCGAGGUAUAUUAAAACAAGUUAAAGAUUACAUAAAACAGUGUAGCAAAUGUCAGGAGAAGCUUGAUCGCUCCCGUCCAAUAUCAGAUGCUUCAGAAAUGUUGGAAGAAUUGGGGUUGGACCUUGAAUCUGGAGAAGAAAGUAAUGAAUCAGAGGAUGACCUGAGCAACUUCACUUCACCUCCAACCACAGCCUCCAAGUCUUCAAAAAAGAAACCAGUAUCUAAACAUGAACUUGUAUUUGUUGACACCAAAGGAGUGGUAAAACGUUCUUCUCCAAAACAUUGCCAGGCAGUUUUGAAACAGCUGAAUGAACAGAGGCUUUCCAACCAAUUCUGUGAUGUUACAUUGUUAAUUGAAGGUGAAGAGUACAAAGCUCAUAAGUCUGUUCUGUCAGCAAAUAGUGAAUAUUUUCGAGAUCUUUUUAUUGAGAAGGGAGCUGUUUCUAGUCAUGAGGCGGUUGUGGAUCUUUCUGGUUUUUGUAAAGCAAGCUUCCUUCCUUUGCUGGAAUUUGCCUAUACCUCUGUACUUAGUUUUGACUUUUGUAGCAUGGCUGAUGUAGCUAUCUUAGCUCGCCAUCUUUUUAUGUCAGAAGUUUUAGAAAUUUGUGAAAGUGUACAUAAACUAAUGGAAGAAAAGCAACUGACAGUGUAUAAGAAAGGUGAAGUACAGACAGUUGCAUCUACUCAGGACUUACCAGCGCACAACGGAACUACAGCACCACCUGUGAUUAGGAAUGAAGCAACCACAACUUUGUCGAGUGAACUCGGGCAUUGUGAGAUUGUACUACUGGUAAAUGGAGAAUUACCAGAAACAGAACAGAAUGGGGAGCCAGGCCGGCAGCCUGCGCCUCAGGUUUCCCCAGAGGCUGAAGCUAGUGUGUCCCCCAUGGAAUGUAUAACUGAUCCCCAUACUGAAAUGGAAACUGCUAGCUUAGCAACAACUACCAACCAACCAGAGACAGAGACUGCAGUCAUCAGAGAAGAUGGCACAGUUACUGAAGUUCAUCCUAAAGUUUCAAAAGAGAAUAUAAUCAAUAUUUCUCAAGAGGACAGUGAUAUAGGAAAUGACAUCUUGCCUGAGGACAUCAGUGCCAAAGACUUCACAGAUCAUGGUCAGAGCCCUGACCAACCUUUAAAAGAUCAGGAAACGCUAAUUGAGACCACAGAAAAGACAGACUCAGGCCCAGAUGAUGAUACUUACAGAAGUAGGCUUAGGCAGCGAUCUGUUAAUGAAGGGGGCUACAUCCGGUUACACAAGGGCAUGGAGAAAAAGUUACAGAAGCGGAAAACCAUUUCUAAGUCGGCAGUUCAACAGGUGGCCCAAAAAUUAGUUCAAAGAGGGAAAAAGAUGAAACAGCCCAAGAGGGAUGCUAAGGAGAACACUGAAGAAACAUCUCAUAAAUGUGGGGAAUGUGGAAUGGUUUUUCAAAGACGAUAUGCCUUUAUAAUGCAUACAUUGAAACAUGAAAGAGCUAGAGAUUAUAAAUGUCCGUUAUGUAAAAAACAGUUUCAGUAUAGUGCCUCAUUGCGAGCACACCUUAUACGACAUACAAGAAAAGAUGCACCUACUUCAUCUUCAUCCAAUUCCACAUCUAAUGAGGCAUCAGGAGCAUCAUCUGAGAAGGGAAGAACCAAAAGAGAAUUUAUAUGUUCUAUAUGUGGAAGGACAUUACCUAAAUUAUACUCUCUUCGAAUACAUAUGCUAAAGCACACAGGUGUAAAGCCACACGCAUGCCAGGUCUGUGGAAAAACUUUUAUCUAUAAGCAUGGUCUAAAAUUACAUCAAAGUCUCCAUCAGUCCCAAAAGCAGUUCCAGUGUGAACUGUGUGUCAAGUCAUUUGUUACCAAACGGAGUCUCCAGGAACAUAUGAGUAUUCACACAGGAGAAUCCAAAUACUUUUGCUCAGUUUGUGGAAAGUCUUUUCACAGGGGCUCCGGACUUAGCAAGCACCUUAAAAAACACCAACCAAAGCCUGAAGUUCGAGGCUAUCAUUGUACUCAAUGUGAAAAAAGUUUCUUUGAAGCUAGAGAUCUGCGCCAACAUAUGAACAAACAUCUUGGUGUGAAGCCAUUUCGGUGCCAAUAUUGUGACAAGUGCUACAGCUGGAAGAAAGAUUGGUAUUCCCACGUCAAGUCCCAUUCUGUCACUGAACCUUACAGGUGUAAUAUAUGUGGCAAAGAAUUUUAUGAGAAAGCUUUAUUCAGAAGACACGUAAAGAAAGCCACCCAUGGGAAGAAAGGAAGAGCAAAGCAAAACCUGGAACGGGUGUGUGAUCAGUGUGGAAGAAAAUUCACUCAGCUGAGAGAGUAUAGGAGACACAUGAACAACCAUGAAGGAGUUAAGCCCUUUGAGUGCUUAACAUGUGGAGUAGCUUGGGCUGAUGCCAGAUCACUAAAACGUCAUGUCCGAACACAUACUGGUGAACGGCCCUAUGUGUGUCCUGUGUGUAGCGAAGCCUACAUAGAUGCUCGAACACUUCGUAAACAUAUGACUAAAUUCCACAGAGACUAUGUGCCUUGCAAAAUUAUGCUAGAAAAAGACACUCUGCAGUUUCAUAACCAAGGAACUCAAGUGGAACAUGCUGUCAGCAUCUUAACUGCAGACAUGCAAGAGCAAGAAAGCACUGGACCUCAAGAACUUGAGACUGUGGUGGUGACAGGAGAAACUAUGGAAGUUCUUGAAGCAGUUGCAGCUACUGAAGAGUGUCCAUCAGUAUCUACCCUUUCUGACCAAAGUAUUAUGCAAGUGGUUAACUAUGUGUUGGCACAACAGCAAGGACAGAAGCUGUCUGAAGUUGCAGAAGCCAUUCAGACUGUUGAAGUAGAAGUGGCUCAUAUGCCGGAAGCAGAGUGAGUACUGCAGCCACAGGAGACGACUCCCCUUGAGCUCACAGAGCGUGUGUUUACAGUUAUGUCACUACCCAUGUAGACUUCAUAUGUGAAACUGGGCUGUUGGUGACAUUACUAAACUUGUCUGGCCAGUGAGUUCUGUAGGAAAGUCCACUUUCUGUAAAGAAACCGAAAACAGAAAUCUGUUGGAUGGGAUGUAGUUGAUCAUGGUAUGCCUUCUAUGUAUGAAUGUUUAUAAAUAUACAAAAUUUAAAGAUGUGCAGUUUCAUAUUUUGACAUUAUUUUAUUACAUAUUUUGAAUGUAAGAGGCUGCACGGUUAGCUUUUCUUCGGUUCUAUUCUCAAAAUACAGAGGUUCUGUAACUAGUUGUUUGUGGAUUUAAAAAAUUCUAAUAUAAAGCAUAUCCAUAAGAUGCAUAAGUAUAUUAUAUUUUAAAAUGCUUUAGAUCUAUGAUUCUUGACUUACUAUUUAUUUUAACUGCUUCUAAGUCAGAGAAUCUAGUCUGUCUUGAAGCACUUGAGUUCUGUGUUGUAAUCAAGUUUGCAUAAUUUAUUUAUCUGUAUGGGGACUCACAAAUGCAAAGCUAAUUUUACAAUACCAUUAAAAUGCAUGAGAUGUCUAUUAAAGCCUUACUAUACUAUCUCUUCAAGGCAAGUAAUUGGCCAUGAGAAAAGAGUACUGUUAUUAAACACUGUUGAUGGGAAGUUUCUGCUUGAUAACAUUGGACUAUAAAUGGAAAAAAAUCAAAACUGAUUAUUUUGCUGAAGAACGAACAAGUUAUCGAAGAAGUUAUGUUUGGUAUGUUUUAGCUUUUGUAUCAUGUUUGUUUAAAUUUGUUGAAAAAUUUCAUCUGUAGUGACUAUGGAUGCUAUAUAAUUGUUAGAUAAUUUCAAAAUGUUUAAAAUUCUCAAUUCAGCCCUCAUUAUACUGUGUUACACAAAAAAAAAGUUGAUUAUGGUACUAUCAAAUUGCUGGACAUAUUUUGAAAAGUUACCUUAAAACUAAAUUAUAUUCAUUCAUGUGUUUGAUUUUUUUUUUUAAUUUCUCACCUUUCUGAGUUGUCAGAUUUUGAAAAUAACUAUGGGGAGAUGGCCACAUUUCUCUCUAGAAAACUAUUGUUCAAGCUAUAAUUGUUAAAAUUAAGCUUUUAGAUAUUAGAAGCUUUCUUAAAAUAUAAAAUUAAGAUAUAAACAGAUCAUAUGUAAAUCAUUCCUAAAGCACAAGAAAUGAAUGUGCCUUGAUGUACAUAUAUAAUAUUAAGAUGCUUAAUCCAGUUUACUUUAAAAAAAAUGGCUUUAAGGUUAAGGAGUAAAUGUUAUAGCCCUGCAUGCAUUUUCUUGCAUAUGUAAUGUGUGCAUUUGCAAAUUUAUUGUUGUUUUAAUAGCUAUGCGGCUUUCAGUCUUAAAAGUGAAUCUGUAUACAGCCUACAACUUCAUAUAGGCUAUUCACUGGUCAUUUACAUCAGUUACUGAAAAAGUAUUUCAAUGCAAUUAAAAUUUGAAAUUGUCGUUUAUGUUCUGUUUUCACCAUUGUUGUUAGAUUUAGUUAAAUGUAUAAGAUCAUUAAUGUAUAUCAGAAAUAUUUAAAUAAAAGAUGUUCAAUCUUGUUAAA